AGCGAGCCGCGCAGACGAACGUACAACUAUCAACGGACUCGAUUCCUUGUUUUUAGAAUUUCUAGAUUACACACGUGAUAAUGGAUCGCCGAAUCGCGUUUUUUUUCUGCGUUCUCACAUGGCACUAGCGUUGUAAAUAAUAAACGAGAAGGAGAUGGGUAGUGAAAGAAGAUACAUCGAAUCUUGUUGACAAUAAAAUUCAAUUCCAUUUCUCGCACACGAUUAUAUAUUCAUGAUAAAUAUGUUACGAUAAAACAUAAAUAUUCAUCUGUUUAUAUCCAUUACUGUAUACGAGCUCUAUACGGUAUUGUUGAUAACAUGUGAUAUUGGAAAAAUCAAUUUUCAUGCUGUAUACUAAUAUCACCUACGCAUCACAACGCUACAAUAUAAAAUAUUGUGACAAAUAACCGCACGCUAUUUGUUACAGCAUCAACAAAUCGUUGUCUAGUAAUGAAUGUGAUUGUAGAUUUCAGCAAGUGGAGAAUCAGAAGUAUCAGUGACACUUUUUGUAUUUUGUGAAGGACAGAGCAGUUUAAUGAACAACAAUUUGAACAAUGGAUUAUGAUUACAUGCCUUUUCACAGGGAGACAGAUAUUCAUAAUAAAUGUUGCGGUGGAAAAUUAUGGUGUAUUAAAGAUAUAUGUGGAAUCAUAUGCGCGGUAUUAACAUGGUUGCUGAUAAUCUAUGCGGAGUUUGUAGUAAUGGCAGUUAUUCUUAUCCCUACAAUAAACACGAUAUAUUCCAGCUUAAAUAUGGCUAUCUUCCAGUCUCUAGCAUUCCUAGCCUUUGCAUCACACCUUAGAACUAUGUUUACAGAUCCGGGUGCAGUACCAAAGGGUAAUGCAACGAAAGAGAUGAUACAACAAAUGGGGUUUAGAGAAGGACAGGUUAUUUUUAAGUGUCCCAAGUGUUGUUCCAUUAAGCCUGACAGGGCGCAUCAUUGCUCUGUUUGUCAAAGAUGCAUCAGGAAAAUGGAUCAUCACUGCCCGUGGGUUAACAAUUGUGUGGGUGAAAAUAAUCAAAAAUACUUUGUACUUUUUACUUUUUAUAUAGCGGGCAUAUCGUUGCAAUCCCUAUUUCUUUGUAUACAACAAUUUACCACAUGUGUCAGACAAGAAUGGAGAGAGUGUUCAACGUUCAAUCCACCGGCAACAGUGGUGCUGUUGUUAUUUUUGUCAUUUGAGGCACUUUUAUUCGCUAUUUUUACCGCUGUGAUGUUAGGCACACAACUACAAGCUAUUUGGAAUGAUGAAACCGGUAUAGAACAGCUUAAAAAAGAAGAAGCUAGAUGGGUUCGUAAUAGCAGAUGGAAGUCGAUUCAAGCAGUUUUCGGAAGAUUUUCGAUAGCUUGGUUCUCGCCUUUCACCUCACCCCCUAACGCAAAAACGAAACAAGAGUCUUAUUUAUAUUCUGUCUAAAUUAUAUUUGGAUUACGCGACCAUGUGACCCAAUGAUAAUCUAUGUAAAUAUAUUCAUUGUGACGUGUUGUAUGUAUGUACGAUAAAAGUAACGAAUUCUAUGA
Dinoponera quadriceps is the source of this 1522-nucleotide messenger RNA. Its product is annotated as palmitoyltransferase ZDHHC3. Gene Ontology annotation, cellular component: endoplasmic reticulum; Golgi apparatus. The transcript has 7 exons. Gene Ontology annotation, biological process: protein targeting to membrane; peptidyl-L-cysteine S-palmitoylation. The coding region runs from base 555 to 1418 and encodes 287 amino acids. The record is from RefSeq and is a predicted model, not a curated record. NCBI's taxonomy places the organism in Eukaryota, Metazoa, Arthropoda, Insecta, Hymenoptera, Formicidae. Gene Ontology annotation, molecular function: protein-cysteine S-palmitoyltransferase activity.